GAGGAAACAGGAAGUACGUACAGUUGGCGUUAUUAUGGUCUCGAAGCAGAAGCGAGGAAAUACUUAGCGAGCAAUUCGACAAAUCGGCGUGUUUCCCGGUUCACUCGGCGAGCUGUCCGAAGUUUAGCGUCCUGCGGAGCGGCGACGAUUAGUGACGAUGGGUUGCUUCUUCUCGAAGAAAUCUAAGAGGAAAGGGGCGCAAAAGGAGGCGACGCCGACGGCAGGGGACGGCGGCCCCAGCGCGGCGGCGGAGGAGGAGGAGGAAGGAUCGAAGCAGUACAGCUGGGACAAACGAGAGAAGGUCGAUCCUAAGGACUACAUGUUGACAGGGAUUAAGGAUGCCACGGUCGGGCGUUUACCUGGCAAACUCAACGGUCAGCAGUUUGUCAUCCAGGACUGUGAGAACUGCAAUAUCUACGUGUUUGACCAUUCAGCGGCCGUCACCGUUGACGACUGCAUAAACUGCCGUAUUAUGCUGGGGCCGGUGAAGGGCAGCGUCUUCUUCCGGGACUGCAAGGACAUAAAGUGUGUGGUGGCGUGCCAACAGUUCCGCACGCGGGACUGCAAAAAGAUGGACGUCUUCUUAUGCUGUGCCACGCAGCCCAUCAUUGAGUCCUCCACGGGCAUGAAGUUUGGAUGCUACCAGUAUUUCUACCCUGAGCUUGCCUACCACUUUAAAGAUGCUGGCCUGAGCAUUUUCAACAACAACUGGAGCAACAUUCAUGACUUCACCCCGGUUUCUGGCGAGACUAACUGGAGCUUGCUGCCAGAGGAAGCUAAGGUUCUUGACUACGUGCAACUGCCAGACUCCGACUCGGAGUUCAAAUCCAUUAGGAUCUCCACUGAGCUUGGGAGGAGCAUUGUGCCAUUGACCCAUGGAGGGAGGCGGAAGCAUAGCGAUGAAUCCUGCCUUUUUGUGUUCUUUGCAGGGGACUACACCACGGCUAAUGCCCGCAAACUCAUUGAUGAGGCAACAGCAAAGGGCUUUGUUCUGAUCCAAACCAAAGAGGUUUCGAUGCGUCCUGAAGAUGUCAACAGAGUCUUUCAGAACAAUGCAGAUGCCCUCACGGAAUUAAUAACUAAAGGCCCAGUUGUGGCUCUAGAACUGAAUGGAGAAGGUGUAGUUGAAGCCUGCCACAGCAUCGCUGAGGAUAUAUUCAGUGGAACCAAGGUAUUUGUUUCGGAAAACAAAAAUUCAUCCUCAAAAGAUGUGGAUAACUUCUUCAACUUUGCUGACAUGCAAAUGGGACUGUGAAACUUAAGUGAGAAGAGAAAAGAAAAUGCACCACAGAUGAAUGUGUUUUUGUAUGUGUCGUUUUGAAGUGACAGUAUUUUGUAUUCACGGUAUAUAUGUAAAACUCUUACCUAAUCAUGACUUUAUUAUGAGCCCCACAAAGGUGAUCAGAAUUGUUUAGAAAUUUGUAAAAAUUGAGCCAUUCCUUAAUUUUACACUGGCUUUUUGAAGCAGUCAUGUCUUUUUAUUUAUUUUUAAUUAUGUGGACACCAUGACUUCAGAUCUGUGAGUGGAUCUGGUUUUAUAAUACUUAACAUGUGAAUGUAGGGAGAUUUAUACCUGUAACAGGUUGUUCACUCUCAAUGUUAUUUUGAAAUAGAUUUUUUUUUUAUUGGCAUCACUUUAUAUUUUACAAUCUCGUUACUUUGUAUGUGUAAUAAGUAGUGAUUUAAUGCAGUAUUACAAUGUUGUAUGAUUUAUUUGUUGAGAUUUACAUUUUAAGUAAUCAAGAUGAGUAUUUUCUAAAUCAGCAUUUUUCUGACUGUAUUUUAGAUAAAUAAUUAAGUAUGUCUCAAUUUGAUUUUAGCAGCCAGAAGAGGAAGUGGCCAAUAGUAAUUUUUUUGCAUUUGUAAACCUGUCGGGGGGAUUACUGUGUGUUUUAAAUGUUUCAUAUGUAUAGAAAUAUUUUUAGAGCAGAAUUUUGGAAUACUACAACAGUGAAGCUAUGGUAUCUUUCAAAGUCCCAGUAUGAUCAAUAAAAGAAGUAGGAUGGCAGGUGUAUGGAAAAAAAAAUAAUAAUUAUGCCUACUUUCAAGAUUAUUUGCUGCUUUUAGAACAAAUGAAUGUAGAUGUUAUUACAAAAUAAAUUUGUCUGUUUUUAGGUAUUGGAACUGAAUUAAAA
Messenger RNA from Scleropages formosus (Asian bonytongue), 2135 nucleotides. RefSeq names its product protein XRP2. Lineage: Eukaryota; Metazoa; Chordata; Actinopteri; Osteoglossiformes; Osteoglossidae. Gene Ontology annotation, molecular function: GTPase activator activity. The record is from RefSeq and is a predicted model, not a curated record. Bases 158 to 1255 code for a protein of 365 amino acids. The transcript has 5 exons. Gene Ontology annotation, biological process: post-Golgi vesicle-mediated transport. Gene Ontology annotation, cellular component: cilium; periciliary membrane compartment.